AUGUCAACUUCGCAUCUCGUGUGUGCGUCAUGCAACGUCGUUAGUGUCGGUCCCUCGUGCGUUAAAUGUGACGGGGAGCUUUCUGUACCCACUGCUGUUGACUGUGCGAAGUUCGGGCUGCUUCCUGAGCUUCGGGAGCUCGUAAAGCAGACCCCCGAUUUCGAUUUCAAUACACGGGACGAAACAUCCAAAGCGACGCUUUUACAUCAUGCUGCAAUAAGUGGCAAAAUGGGAGUCCUGGAAUAUAUACUAGACAACCAAGCGACGCGAGCGAAAGUGAACGUCGAUGCUCGAGGAGGAGAGACGCAGACAACGCCACUGUUUUGGGCAGCUUCUUGCAACCAAAUUUAUGCAGUCGAAUUGCUCCUGCGACAUGGAGCUCAGCCGACUUUCAGAGACAAACGGGGAGUUUCGCCGUUUUUAGAGGCGAUCCUGUGCUGCUUUCCAAUCACAGCAGCCUACUUGGUGGCCAAGGGCUCGGGUAUAAACCAGCGCGUACAAGAUGCUCACCAGAAGACUGCGUUGAUGCUGCUUUGUCAGCCUCAGCAUUUUCACUUGGAUACGUUCCGGAUGGUCCUCAGUCUCCAAGCUUCGGUCGAUAUGCAGGACGUCGAUGGCAACACUGCGCUGCAUCACGCGGCUGCGAACGAUAUUGCCAUGGCUGUACGCUUGCUGCUUGACGCGAGAGCUGACACAACGAUCGUGAACAGCGAGGGUCUUACGGCUAAUGGAGUUGCCCGUGUGCGGCUUCGUUUGAAGUCACGAGCGCGUCGCCUUCUACACGAAGACGAACAGCUGCAGCAUCUUUCCCGAUGGACUUCGAUUCCGAAACAAACGCUGCUGGACAACAUGUAUAAGCUCGCGUUUUUUGUGCCAUGGGCGGUUCUUUUAUUUGCUGCAGCGCUAGUGCUUCGAUUACUCGUGCGUGGCUCUUACGGCGAUAAGCGCAAGGCAGCAGCGCUCAUGUUUGGGAUCAACGCCGCGUCGAUCGGGUACCUUGUUGCCCUGUUUCCUCGAUUUAGUGGAUACUGCAGCUCGACGUUCUGUGCGUUUGCAGCAGCAUCGUUUGCAAUGGUUGGAUUCACACUGUACAAAACGUCUGCUUCCGAUCCGGGUGAAGUGUCUACAUCGUACGACGAGAAAAUGCAUAACGUCCGCUGGCUUGUUGAAUCGAAGCUUCCUAGUGCGACAAAGCUGUGCCUCACAUGCUUGCAUAAGCGGCCACUUCGUGGAAAGCAUUGUGCUGAGUUGAACAUGUGCAUUGCCAAGUUUGACCACUAUUGCCCCUUCGUCGUGAAUGCAAUCGGUGCGCAAAAUCAUGCAGUGUUCAUGGGGUUCCUCUUUUCGGCCGUGUCUUCGAUCGGAUUAGAACUUCUUGCUUGCUGGCGCUUUGCACGAGCGCAACCUGAGCUUGUGGCAGACUUUGCAAUUCAGUGGCAAUGGUGGAAGUGGAACUCGCCAGUGUGGAAUAUUCUCGUGGACACAAGCGGUACUGCUGCGGGCACUCCCGGACUGUUUCACUGGCUAUGGAGCGUCGCACACUUUCAACCGGUGCUGUUUUGCGUCAUGUUUCUUGACGUCGUGCAAAUUGCGUGGAUUGCGUACAUAUUGUUCUUCCACGUCUACUUGAUGUGCGCAGCCCUCACGACGAACGAGAUCGUGAAGAGUGAGAACCUCGAUCGUGUGUAUUCCCGCGGAAUUUACAACAAUGUGGUGGACUUUUUUGGUCUGCCAUGUCAGCGGCCAGUGGACUGGCGUCGCGUGUACAGCGUGGAAGACUUUGCAAGCCAAGUUGCAAUGUGUUCUUCGUCGUCGGGCCAUACUUGCAAGGAUUCGUGA
This is a messenger RNA of Hyaloperonospora brassicae, 1839 nucleotides long. The record is from the annotation of a GenBank genome assembly. NCBI's taxonomy places the organism in Eukaryota, Oomycota, Peronosporomycetes, Peronosporales, Peronosporaceae.